UUGGUGCCUUUCGUGUGCUUCAUGUUUAGAAGAAGAAGCACAUACAUGGUCGUAUUCUAUUACUAGCGAUUAUGGUAUCUCACUUCCACGGUUUUCAAAAUUGGAGCAGGGGAGGAAAUUAGCUUGCUGCUGAAUCAAAUAGGAUGGAUCCAUGUUCUAUGGUAUGGUGACACAAGAGAGGUACCAAGCAGUGACAGAAAUGAAUGAUCUGCACCAAACAGGUACUAUGAAUCAGUUUUAGCUAGAUUAUACUUUUGUCGGGCAAGAUGCAUAAAUGGUUUUAUUAAACUGAACAAGUCACUGUACUGACAAGCUAGGUCCCCUGUCCCUAUCGGAACUUGUAUCUGAAACAGUGCAUAUGUAUUAUUGUUCUUGAUUCUCUUUCGACACACAGCACAAGUAGGACCCCAGAAGCUCAUGCUCAAAAAAGCCACCGUUAGGUGACUGACAAAGCUUGCAGCACCCAAUUUCUUGCUCCUUUCCUCCUCAAAGUGCUUGGUCCUCCAUUACCCUUCCUCUCCACUCUCAGUACACACACAAACACCAACGAAAAAUGCACUGCAGAGACGAGGAGUAGCCAGAGCACCCAUUAUUGCUCCUCCUUUCCUCUUCCCCCCUCCGCCAACCUCUGGAUCUCACACUGUGGCCUGUGGUGAGCUAGAGUGCAUCAAUGGCACCUGUGGUGAGCGCUGCGCUGGGCGCCUUGGGUCCCCUGCUGACGAAGCUUGGGGGCCUUCUCGCCGGCGAGUAUGGCCGCCUCAAAGGGGUCCGCCGCGAGAUCCGCUCCCUGGAAUCCGAGCUCAUCAGCAUGCAUGCCGCGCUGAAGGAGUACACGGAGCUGGAAGACCCAGGUGGCCAAGUCAAGGCAUGGAUAUCGCUGGUGAGGGAGUUGGCGUACGACACAGAGGAUGUAUUCGACAAGUUCAUCCAUCAACUUCAUAAGGGCUGUGUCCGUCGUGGAGGUUUCAAGGAGUUUUUAGGAAAAAUCGCUCUCCCUCUGAAGAAGCUUGGAGCUCAGCGCGCAAUCGCUGACCAUAUUGAUGAGCUCAAGGAUCGUAUCAAGCAAGUGAAAGAGCUCAAAGAUAGUUACAAGCUGGAUAAUAUCUCUUGCAGCGCCUCUCGUCAUACAGCCGUGGAUCCCCGGUUGUGUGCUCUCUUUGCAGAAGAAGCACACCUUGUCGGCAUUGACGGUCCAAGAGAUGAUCUUGCCAAGUGGAUGGUGGAAGAAGGAAAGAUGCAUUGCAGGGUUCUGUCUAUCGUUGGGUUUGGUGGAUUGGGAAAGACAACACUGGCCAAUGAGGUCAGUCGCAAGAUUCAAGGGCGUUUUGAUUGUCGGGCUUUUGUAUCAGUCUCGCAGAAGCCAGUUAUAAAGAAAAUUAUCAAGGAUGUUAUAUCCAAAGUGCCUUGCCCUGAUGGAUUCACAAAAGAUAUUGACAUUUGGGACGAAAUGACAGCCAUUACAAAGCUAAGAGAACUGUUACAAGAUAAGAGGUAUCUUGUCGUCAUUGAUGAUAUAUGGUCUGCAUCUGCAUGGGAUGCUAUCAAGUAUGCUUUUCCAGAGAAUAAUUGUUCCAGCAGAAUCAUAUUUACGACACGCAUUGUUGAUGUGGCAAAGUCGUGUUGUUUGGGUCGUGAUAAUCGUCUGUAUGAAAUGGAAGCCCUAAGUGAUUUCCAUUCUAGAAGAUUAUUUUUCAACAGAAUAUUUGGCUCAGAGGACUGUUGCUCUAAUAUGCUUAAAAAAGUUUCAGAUGAAAUACUGAAAAAAUGUGGAGGCCUACCUUUGGCAAUUAUUAGUAUAUCUAGUUUGUUGGCAAACAUACCGGUUGCUAAGGAGGAAUGGGAGAAGGUGAAAAGGUCAAUUGGUUCUGCACUGGAAAAUAGUCGGAGUCUCGAGGGAAUGGGGAGCAUACUAUCCCUUAGCUACAAUAAUCUUCCAGCUUAUCUCAAGACAUGUUUGUUGUAUUUAAGUGCAUUUCCCGAGGAUUAUGAGAUUGAAAGAGAGAGGCUAGUGCGCCGAUGGAUAGCAGAAGGCUUUAUUUGUGAAGAGCGUGGGAAAAGCCAAUAUGAGGUCGCCGAGAGCUACUUUUACGAGCUCAUCAACAAAAGCAUGGUCCAACCAGUGGGCUUUGGCUAUGAUGGUAAAGUUCGUGCCUGUCGGGUCCAUGACAUGAUGCUGGAAAUUAUCAUUUCAAAAUCGGCCGAAGAUAAUUUCAUGACGGUGCUAGGCGGUGGCCAAACAAGUUUUGCAAAUCGCCACCGUUUUAUUCGGCGACUAUCAAUCCAGCACAUUGACCAGGAGUUGGCAUCUGCAUUGGCAAAUGAAGACUUAAGCCAUGUUCGAUCUCUGACAGUAACAUCAUCAGGUUGCAUGAAACACUUGCCAAGUCUUGCUGAAUUUGAAGCUCUGCGUGUGCUGGAUUUUGAAGGUUGUGAGGAUUUGGAGUAUGAUAUGAACGGUAUGGACAAAUUGUUCCAACUAAAGUACCUCAGCCUUGGUCGCACACACAAAUCAAAGCUACCACAAGGGAUUGUGAUGCUAGGUGAUCUAGAGACCCUAGAUCUUAGGGGUACAGGUGUGCAAGACUUGCCAUCUGGAAUUGUUCGGCUCAUUAAACUACAACACCUGCUUGUUCAAUCGGGAACAAAGAUACCAAAUGGAAUUGGAGAUAUGAGGAACCUACGGGUGUUGUCUGGUUUUACUAUUACCCAGAGUCGAGUAGAUGCAGUGGAGGAUCUUGGGAGCCUGACAAGUUUGCAUGAACUUGAUGUAUAUUUGGAUGGUGGAGAACCAGACGAAUACAAGAGGCACGAAGAGAUGUUACUUUCCUCGUUGUUCAAGCUUGGCAGGUGUAAACUCUUGACCUUACGGAUAAAUAGGUAUGGUGGUUCCCUUGAAUUCCUAGGUUCUUGGUCCCCACCACCAUCUUCCCUUCAAUUAUUUUAUAUGUCCAGCAACUACUAUUUUCAGUACGUUCCGAGAUGGAUCACACCAGCACUCAGCAGCCUUUCUUACAUCAACAUCAAUUUAAUUGAACUUACGGACGAGGGUCUGCACCCUCUUGGGGAGCUCCCAUCCUUACUUCGCCUGGAACUGUGGUUUAAAGCAAGGCCGAAAGAUAGGGUUACGGUCCAUGGAUUCCCAUGUCUGAAGGAGUUUAAUAUCUCUAGUAAUCAUGCGUCGGCAUACGUUACAUUCGUCAAAGGGGCUAUGCCCAAGCUUGAAAUUUUUGGGUUGCAGUUCGAUGUGUCAGUGGCAAAAACUUAUGGCUUCUAUGUAGGCAUUGAGUAUCUCACCUGUCUCAAACAUGUACGGGUACGGUUGUACAACAACGGUGCUACACCUUCUGAGAGCAAGGCUGCUGCUGCUGCUGCGAUCAGGAAUGAAGGAGCUGCCCAUCCCAACCAUCCCACUGUUACUAUUUAUGGGGAACCAGUUGAAAAGGACAAUGAAGAGACUGGUGGUAAUGACGAGGACAAGCGCAAGGAGGGGAAUUAAAAUGGUGCUCCAGCCGAUAAGAUGUUCCUGAUUGCAACUGCUAGAGGAUGAUGUGACUGUGAGGCUGGCUUGCUUGGAACGUCCAGACGAGACGCUGAAAAACUGAAACUGAAACAGGGCCGUGUCGCCUCCAAAAAGAGUGGUCUGAGCUGUGUUGUUUCUUUAUCCAUUGGUUACUUUUGAAGUUUAUUAAGACUUACAGCAAAGCUAUUUUAAAUAAUCGUCCUGUGGUGAUCUAGAUGUAUCUUUCUGCUGGACGCCUAAAAUAUCAUGCUGCUUUACUGCUGCCAUAUGAAACUGAAGAAGGUAGUCUUCUCUGCUGCAUGCACAGAUUUGUGACCAGAGUACAUAUAUGUAUUUGUCUUCCUGAUCAGAUUUCUUGCUUGAUCCUUGCGACCCUGCGUGGUAAAGUAAGUAACAGUGACAGUGCAUGGUAGUCUGGAUCAGUUAUUUUCUUUUGGUAGUUAUUAUUAUUAAGACUUUAAGUUCUCUGUUUCUCGAGUCUGGUUUACUUUUGUAAGCUCUGCUUGCAUUCAUCAUUUCCGCUGAUUGAACUUGCUGGUGGAAAUAUUGUUGCUUUCUGGAGUAGAUGAAACAUGGGGCAUA
Brachypodium distachyon (stiff brome) is the source of this 4102-nucleotide messenger RNA. RefSeq names its product putative disease resistance RPP13-like protein 3. The transcript is spliced from 3 exons. The record is from RefSeq and is a predicted model, not a curated record. Bases 671 to 3496 code for a protein of 941 amino acids. Gene Ontology annotation, biological process: defense response to other organism. NCBI's taxonomy places the organism in Eukaryota, Viridiplantae, Streptophyta, Magnoliopsida, Poales, Poaceae. Gene Ontology annotation, molecular function: ADP binding.